AUGAAUUCGAAAAUCGCAUAUGCAAUGCAAUUUUGCUCACAUAAAUGCGAUAUAAUUGAAUCUCGAAAGGACAUUUUAAAAGCUGGUGCUGUACUUUUCAAUGUUAAUGAUCUUCGCUUAAAUAAUUUACCAAAACGAAGAAUUCCUAAUCAAGUAUAUGUAUUGUUAAACCGAGAAUCGCCACACCAUACGUAUAUUUAUUCAAAGCGUUUACCACCAUAUUUUUUUAAUUUAUCAAUGACAUAUAGGUUAGAUAGUGAUUUUUAUUAUGGCUAUGGUCGAUUGAAAAAGAUUACUAUGUCAACUGAUCCUAGCAAAAUCCGAAAUUGGAAAGAUAUUAAAAAAAUCGUAAAAAAAAAGAAAAAAUCUAUUUUACAAUUUGUUUCACAUUGUUAUACUCCAUCGAAACGAGAGGAUUAUGUUGACGAACUUAAACGCUACAUCAAUGUAACAAUUUUCGGCAAAUGCACAUCUAAUCCAUCUGAACAUCGCUUCUAUCUCUCAUUUGAAAAUAGUGUUUGUCGAGAUUAUAUAACUGAAAAACUUUUCACUCGAAUCGACCAAUUACUUAUUCCCAUUGUUCUAAAAAAAUCAUUUUAUCGACAUAUUCUUCCAGAUGAUUCUUAUAUCGCUGCGGAUGAUUUUUCUUCUCCAAAGACAUUAGCUGAUUAUUUAUCAGCUGUUGAAAAUAAUAUAACUGAAUAUAUGAAGUAA
Dracunculus medinensis (Guinea worm) is the source of this 714-nucleotide messenger RNA. The record is from the annotation of a GenBank genome assembly. NCBI's taxonomy places the organism in Eukaryota, Metazoa, Nematoda, Chromadorea, Rhabditida, Dracunculidae.